UGGCUAUCGAGAUUCUCGUGCAGACUCGAGCCGAGCGCAUCAACAAGACAACUGUCAAAACACGCACGUUAAUCGAGGUGCGAAAUGGACUUUGAGAGUCCCGACGUCGAGAAGGAAUUCCCCGGAUUGUACGCGUCCGAGUCGGCGAGGAAGAGCAAUGAGAGCGAUUUUAGCGACGAGGGCAGUCACGACAAGCAUUCCAAGAAGGAGCUGCUGGGCGGCAAGCGCAAGGACAAGAAGGACAGGAAGGACAGAGGUUACGCCACCCUAGAGGGUGAGAGCUCGCCGGACGAAGAUCAGGAGACCAAAAGCCCUUCAAAGUCGAAGAAGACCAAGGCCUUCAAGUUCCCGUCUAAGAAAGAGAAGCGAGAAAAGUCGCGGGAGAAAGAUGCAAAGGAGAAAGACGCCGAGAAGGAGAAGGACAAAAAGAAGAGGGACAAGGACGAGAAGGACAUAGAGAAGGAGAAGCGGAAGGACAAGGACAAGGAUAAAUCCAAGCAGAAAUUGAAGGACCGUAAGAAGGGCAAGCACGCCAGCAGCGAGGGUCUGGAUAUUGGUGAGGAACAACCGGUUUUCGGUGUUAGUCUUCAUUUAGCGGUCGAGAGGAGCUGCUGCCACGACGGCGUCGAGCUGCCGCUGGUCGUACGGGACUGCAUCGACUACGUGGAGGAACAUGGCAUGAGCGUGGAGGGUCUGUACAAAGUUCCCGGCGUGAAGUCAAAGGUCCAGAACUUGAAAAAGCUCUACAAUCACCGGGAGCCCGUGAACAUAUCCGAGUUCGAACCCACGGUAGCCACGAGCUUGUUGAUACUGUUCCUUAGGGAGCUACCGGAACCGGUGCUGGAGAACAGCGAAACGAUAUCGCGCUUCGAGCAGGCCGCAUCGACCAAGGACGUCGCGCAACGGGAGGCGCAAUUAGUGCAACUGACGCAGCAGUUACCUGAUUGCAACAGGGUCCUCCUGGCGUGGGUGACGUUGCACCUGGAUCACGUCACCGCGCGAGAAAAAACGACGAAGAUGAAUGCUCAAACGAUUUCGAUGACGUUGAGCCCGGUGCUGCAAAUGAGUCACAGAUUGUUGUUGGCUUUAUUGUUCCACUGCAAGGCCCUAUUCCCGAACGUACAACUGACGAAAUACGUGCCGCCGCUGUCGUCCGGUAGCACCAGUCUGCCCGACUCCGUGGAGGGUAUCGCCGCGGAACUGUCCAAGCAGGAAUCGCUGCUCUCCCAGAUUCACAUGCAGAUGAACGCGGGUUUCGUCACGAAAUCGCGCGAGGAACAAUUGUGGGAGGUGCAACGGAUGAUAACGCAGUUGAAGAGAAAGUUCAAGACCGUCCAAAAAUUGGAGGGUGCUACGCAAAAGAGUCUAGACGAGGAAAUAAAGUCCACCGAUAAUGUUCCGAUAGAGUCGAUCUCGCAGAAACCGAAGACUGCGGACGAAGAUGCCGGACAGGCGAGAUCCGACGCUCAACCACCGUCUACCGUCAAUUCUACUACAACAUCGGUGAAGAAAGACAACGGCAAGCCACACAGCACGGAAGAAGCGAGAGAGAAGUGUUCCUGCACGACGGGCGCGAACGCGAGCACCGCGCAGAACGGACAGAGCGCAAAUCCGCAAGAGAAGGACGUGGUCGAUGCCGUGGAGCCUGCUGCGGUCACGCCACAAUCACGCGAACCUGAAAACGUUACACCGAACGACAAAGCAAACGAACCUGAAGAGGAGGAUGUCAUAGACAAAUUACGGGAGAGGCUGAUUCACGAGGAACUGCUAAACAUGCAGGCGUUACUGAAGUCACGCAUCAGUCAGGAAAGGAACGAGAUCAAGCGAUUGACGGAGACGCUGGCGGAGCGCGGCAGCGGCACGGAGAAGAAGAAGCAGCAGCCCAAAGAGAGGAUACACUCCCCCAACGAGGCUGAAAUGACGGCGAUGAUACAGCUAGUCAAGGAGAAUCAGUUACUAGAAAAAAAAAUGACGACGUUGAUACGCAGUAUUAUCGAGGAGAAAGACGCCUGCGUGGAACUGCGCGUUCAAUUAGCGGUGCAUCAAUUAAUGGCCAAGACCUGACCGCAGACUUGCUAAUAACGCGUUGCAAAUUACAGAGGAUAAUCUUUAUGUAUAUAUAUUAGAAGUUUACCUAUGAAGUUGCCGUUUGUGAAUGAAAGUUUGAUAUUUUUUUUAAGAAAAACAUUUUAUCUCAAUCAAAGCUUGCACCCGUAUUCCGUCGAUGCACUUUUGCCGUUUCAAAAUUUCGGUAGGUGGUUUGUAAAACCGCUGCUGAUAAACGCAUAGCAAUAAAGGCAACUUGGGUAAACCUCUGAUAUAUAUUCACACACUAUGAAAUAUAAAGACACGAUCUGACACUACGUUUUUGCACAUAAUGACCAUACAUAUAUAUAGUUUAUAACAUGUUAUCACCUAUCAUGUGUAUUACAUCGCAUUACAUCGUCCUGUCCUUCCGUGAAGUAUUGCAAUAAAAUUACAUACGAAAUGCA
This is a messenger RNA of Ooceraea biroi (clonal raider ant), 2492 nucleotides long. It is a transcript of the gene Rlip, whose product is annotated as Ral interacting protein. The record is from RefSeq and is a predicted model, not a curated record. Gene Ontology annotation, biological process: small GTPase-mediated signal transduction. Lineage: Eukaryota; Metazoa; Arthropoda; Insecta; Hymenoptera; Formicidae. Gene Ontology annotation, molecular function: small GTPase binding; GTPase activator activity.